Molecule: messenger RNA, 2995 nt
Organism: Salvia splendens (bonfire salvia)
Lineage: Eukaryota; Viridiplantae; Streptophyta; Magnoliopsida; Lamiales; Lamiaceae
Exons: 4
Coding region: 469-2664 (731 amino acids)
Source: RefSeq, a predicted model, not a curated record
AAGUAGUAGCCCUAAAAUCGAGGAUGGAUUACCCAAACUCUCAACAAACCAACGAAUCAUGCUUCAGAAUCCAGAUUUUCGUUGACCCAAGUUAGCAACAAAGUCAACUUCCAGAUUUUCACGCCGUCUCUCUCCUUUUCUCUCUGACCAAAAUACUAUCGCUACUCACAGAGUCCCACACGAACUUCAUAUUCUCUCUCUAGUCUUUACCCAACGCUGCUGUUAACUUUGAAAGCCAGCGAAAUAACGGCAUAUUCCUUUCCUCUCUCCCAGACACUUUUAAACCUUAUUUAGAGAGAAAUCCUCAAUUUGGAAAAAACCAAGGCUUUAUUUUGUUCAUCUGCAUUUGCAAUUGCCGUAUGAAAUAAAACAACCCAUCUACUUUCUUCUUCAACUUGAAUCCUUCCCUUAAUCCAUAAAUUCAUAGCCUUUUCUCCCAAUUUUGACCCAAUCCCUUUUUUUUGAGCGAUGGUGGUGAAGUUAAUGAGCUGGAGACCAUGGCCGCCUCUUAUUUCGAGGAAAUUCCGCGUGAGGCUCAGCGUGAAGAGCCUCGAGUGCGGGGAUUUGGCGCAUGAGGAUAAUAAUGGUGAUCUCGCGGUGGAGAUCAGGUGGAAGGGGCACAAGAUUUCGCUGGGCUCCUUCAGGAGGAGUGUGAGGAGGAACUGUACUAGGGAGGAGAUGGUGAAGAGGGUCGAUGGCCCCAACGGCGCCGUUUUGGUGGAGUGGGAUGAAGAGUUCCACACCGUUUGCACCCUCACUGGGCAUAAGGAGAAUGUGUUUAAUCCUUGGGAAAUCAGCUUCAAUGUUUUGCACGGCCUGAGUCAAGGGAUGAAAAACAAAAUAUCAAUUGUGGGUUCAGCGUCCUUGAACCUUGCUGACUAUGCUUCCAAGACUGAGGAGAACGUUGAAGUGAAGCUUCCUUUAACUGUUUCUGGCAUUCUGGUUGAGAGUCAUCCAAUGCUCUGUUUAUCUUUCAGCUUGCUGGAGCUUUUAGACGUGCAGGAAGCAGCGGCUGUGGUGCAAAGCCCCGUAAAGUCUCUUCCGUCUCCUUCACCAUCCGGAGAAACUUGUGCUACGGAAAAAGACGAGGUUUCUGCUCUUAAAGCUAGUCUGAGGAAGGUAAAAAUAUUCACAGACUACGUUUCAACUCAUAGGGCUAAGAAGGCCUGCCGAGAGGAAGGGGGUAGUCAGGAAAUGAGCUCUGCAAAGAGUGAGGAGGGUGAAUAUGCUUACUCUUUGGAUUCAGAUUCACUUGAUGAAUAUGUGGAAGGAGAAUCUAACGAAGUAAAGGAGGAUACUUCUGUUAGGAAAUCAUUUAGCUAUGGUACAUUGGCUGUUGCCAACUAUGCAGGUUCUUCGUUUUAUUCUAGUGCUAGAAUCAAUAAUGAGGGUGAGGGUUGGGUUUACUACAGCAACAGACGUAAAUCAGAUGUUGGCUGCUCUAAUGUAGAGGAUCUUUCAUCAAAUAACUCUGAGCAAACGUCAUUUCAGAACUCUAAACGUAGUAUUUUGCCGUGGAGAAAGAGGAAACUUAGUUUCAGAUCUCCUAAAUCUAAAGGAGAGCCGUUACUUAAGAAGUCUUAUGCAGAAGAUGGUGGUGAUGAUAUAGACUUUGACCGCAGGCAGCUCAGUUCUGAUGAAGGAGCCUCUUUAGGGUGGUAUAGAACUGAUGAAGAGUCGAAUACAAAUCGGACAUCAGUUUCUGAGUUUGGCGAUGACAGUUUCGCUGUUGGCACAUGGGAGCAAAAAGAAAUAACAAGCCGGGAUGGUCAUUUGAAGAUCCAAACUGAGGUGUUCUUUGCUUCGAUAGAUCAAAGAAGCGAAAGGGCUGCAGGAGAAAGCGCGUGCACAGCACUAGUUGCUGUCAUUGCUGAUUGGUUGCACAACAGUAACAACCUCAUGCCGAUCAAGUCGCAGUUUGACUCUCUAAUCAGAGAUGGCUCGUUGGAAUGGAGAAACCUCUGUGAGAAGGAAACUUAUAGGGAGCGGUUCCCUGAUAAGCACUUUGAUCUGGAGACAGUCAUCGAAGCUCAAAUCCGUCGUCUUUGUUUAGUUCAUGAGAAGUCAUUCAUUGGGUUCUUCCACCCUGAGGAGGGGAAUUUCGAUUUUCUGCACGGUGCUAUGUCAUUUGAUAGUAUUUGGGAUGAAAUCACUGCCUCUUUGGAGAGCAAUGGCGACUCCCCUAUUUUCAUUGUCAGCUGGAAUGAUCACUUCUUCAUCCUCAAGGUUGACAGCGAUGCUUACUACAUCAUUGACACAUUAGGGGAGCGGCUGCAUGAGGGGUGUAACCAGGCAUACAUACUGAAAUUCGACGCGAACACUACCAUCUGUAAACUGCCAGGUACUAGUCAAUCAUCAGAAGAAAAACCUGAUGUGAAUGCACAACCAAUCAACUCUGAAGAAGGUACCCUAGUGACAGUUGACACGGAAGCAGUAGCGAUGUACGAGCAAGGACAGGAAGAAGAGGUCGUUUGUCAAGGUAAAGAGUCGUGCAAAGAAUACAUAAAGAGUUUCUUGGCAGCGAUCCCGAUCAGGGAAUUGCAGGAAGAUAUGAGGAAAGGUUUGUCCUUGUCGACACCUCUCCAUCACCGGCUGCAGAUAGAGUUUCACUUCACUCAGGCCAAGGAGCAGCCGGCAUCCUCGUUCCUCCAAUGGAUGUCGUGACUUGCUGCGCGACAGAAGAAGUUUGCUAGAAAACUGGUAAACUGUGAUUAUGGCUAACUUAAAUUUUCCUUUUAGAAGUAUAGUUUUGGGGGUGAAUUGGCAGCAAAAGAGCAUCCAUUUCAUCAUUUUUGUUUAAGGGGGUCAGUCCUUAAUCUUUUCUUUUUUCAGGUCUAGGAUGUAAAAGUGUAACCAUCUUUGCUAGGCAUCUUUUUUGUUUAUAAUUAAUGAUGUUUCUCCUUUCAAUUUUAUUAGAGAUACUUCCUGUAAAACAAGUGUUUCUGCUACUUAAUUUGGUUAAGCUAAUCUUAGCCUCUUCUUUUGUAGUAGUUCC